Molecule: messenger RNA, 3412 nt
Organism: Sander lucioperca (pikeperch)
Lineage: Eukaryota; Metazoa; Chordata; Actinopteri; Perciformes; Percidae
Gene: dnajb5
Product: DnaJ heat shock protein family (Hsp40) member B5
Exons: 5
Coding region: 499-1599 (366 amino acids)
Biological process (GO): negative regulation of transcription by RNA polymerase II
Cellular component (GO): cytosol
Molecular function (GO): protein-folding chaperone binding
Source: RefSeq, a predicted model, not a curated record
CCAAAUAUGACUCUGUUUCCCUGCACAGUGAACCACAGCCUCCGACAUGCCUGCUCAGACUGAUAAAUCUUACGAGAGGAGACAAGUAGCACUGCCACUGCUCUGUUUAUAAUUCAAAUUCUUAAAUCAAACUUCACUCUAAAUGUAACCUAUUCGUGAGUAGACGUUGAACAAAGAGCCCUGCUGGUUGAGAGGUCAGGGUUUGCUCUCCAGACUGCAAACGGAUUUUUUAGACCCAGACAGGACCAGUAAUAUCGGACACAAGGCAGCGGGCUCGAGCCUGUGAUCCUCCCGACGUUCCUGACGUCAAUGUAUAAGGACCCAGCAGUGCCGGGGCGGCAGGCACAUAAGGGCUGAAGAAAAGAAAGAGAUUGAAUCCUGACCGGACCCUGUUGAUUUUGAUAUAGUCUUAAUUUAUUGCUGAGCAUUCUGUGACUGACCACGGCCUGAGCUGAAGAGGGGGGUCCCAAUCCCGAGAGUGUAUGCGUGUGUGCAGCUAUGGGGAAGGACUACUACAAGACCCUGGGAAUCCCCAAGGGCUCCAAUGAGGAGGAGAUCAAGAAGGCCUACCGGCGCAUGGCACUGCGCUUCCACCCUGACAAGAACAAGGAUGCCAACGCCGAGGAGAAGUUCAAGGAGAUCGCAGAGGCCUAUGAGGUACUCAGUGACCCCAAGAAGAGGGUCGUCUAUGAUCAGCUAGGAGAGGAAGGUUUGAGGACAGGAGGCAGCAGCUCUUCAGGUGCUCCUGGCAGCGCAACAUACCACUAUACCUUCCACGGAGACCCACACGCCACCUUUGCCUCCUUCUUUGGCGGCUCCAACCCCUUCGACAUGUUUUUUGGCUCCAACCGCAGCCACAGCCGCUCCAACGGUUUCUCCUUUCACAACGACCAUGAUGCAGAGCAGGACAUGGACAUGGAUGAGGAUGACCCCUUUGCUCAUAUCGGGAGACAGUUCGGCUUUCCAGGGGGGAUGAACAACGGCUUCCCAGGGGAGGGCCGCAGAAGGAGGGGGGUGCCGUCAGAGCGCCUGGGGACCGGGCGAAAGCACCAGGACCCUCCGGUGGUCCAUGAGUUGAAGGUCUCGCUGGAAGAGAUCUUCCACGGCUGCACCAAGCGCAUGAAGAUCACCCGCCGCAGGCUGAACCCAGAUGGGCGCAGCAUGAGGACAGAGGACAAGAUCCUUAACAUUAUCAUCAAGAAGGGCUGGAAGGAGGGGACCAAAAUCACCUUCCCGAAAGAGGGGGACGAGACCCCUGAGAACAUUCCUGCCGAUAUAGCCUUUGUGCUUAAAGACAAAGGGCACGUCCACUUCAAGAGAGAUGGUUCCAAUAUCAUUUUUAACUGCAAGAUCAGUCUAAAAGAGGCGUUGUGUGGCUGCACAGUUAGCAUUCCCACGCUGGAAAACCGCAUCAUCUCGCUCCCCUUUCAUGACAUCAUCAAGCCAGGGACGGUGAAGCGACUCAGAGGGGAAGGCCUGCCUUUUCCCAAGAACCCGUCACAGCGCGGUGACCUUAUCGUGGAGUUUUCUGUCCGUUUUCCCGACAGGAUUCCCCCUCAGUCCAGAGAGAUUAUCAGACAACACCUCCCCCAGUCAUAGAAAGACUCACCUUCAACCCUUCCACCACCACACACUCUAGACUAAAUGGCCCAAAUCGAGAAAACCAACCCUUAAUACCCUCAUUGUAGUUUCCCUUCCCACUUCCCUGAGUUAAUGCACGCAGCAUUAAACAGACACUGUUGUUUGUAAGGACUUUACAGUGGGAGGAUGAAGGAAGAAUGCCUAGACAAAUGGCAGUUUGUUUUGUUUUUGGCCCAAGCACACACAUAUACACACACACACACACACACAGACACCUGAGUAGCGGAGCAGUGCUGAGGAUGGACUCAGCACAAUUGUGGCUUUUACCAGUCCUUUCUUAACUCUGUUUUAUACGGAUUCAUCAGUGGUUUUAUAUGCUGUCCAACUCUCUGAUCCUUGUCUUUUUGUGAUAGGAUGAAUCGUGAGAUAUUUUUUUAAAGAUUUUUUUUCCAGGAUUUUCCUUUCCAAAGAAAGUUUCAAAUAGGAUUAUUUAUUUUUACCUUGAGUGUACCAGCAGCUUCAGUAUGUUCAGUGCAAACUCCCGGUUUUAACAUAACUCCCAACCCCCCCACCUGCCACCUGCUUUUCUUAUGCUUACAGUCCAAUAAAGCAUUGUGCUUGAAGUCUGUAGGCCAUUUAGUAAGAUCUGUCCUCCCUAAAUUAGUUGUAUUGAUGUACUGAGUGCAAUGCCACCACACACUUAAAGUCCUGUGUUAUUUCAAACAGUAUUAGCAUAUCUCAGCUGCAUUGGAAAUCUUGGAAUGACAAUCACGUACAAUAACAGCAGUGUAAGCUUGGAUAAUACAAUCUGCACAUGAUAUGGGUGCUUUCCCUUCUGGACUGAAUAGCCUGGCUCGCUAUCUGAGGGACAUUUCGGUGCCUUAGCCACAUAUGUGAACACUCACACACAGGUCACACUGUAAUAAACACAACCAGCCAUGUUAGGGGCACAACAGAUGAUGCACUAUGCUGUGUUAGACAUUGCCAUUGGAAGCUGGUGAUCUUGGAAAACAGGUAAGUAAGCAAUGUAAUGUCAAUCACCAUAUUGUACUGUAUGUGAGCGAGGACAUUUUUAGGGGAGAGAUUUGAUACAAAACUCCUGAAUUUUGCCAGUGCAUCCCUGUAAAGUGCCGUACAAGUACAUGUUGGAUUUCCCAGAGAAAUAAAAGCAUUAAAUGAAUCUGAAGUCCACAGUAAAUAGAGAUUUUCUCUGGGAAAUCCAGCUUUGUUGUGUAUAUACUGCUUUCUCUUGUGCCAUUUGAAGGCCAUGUCUCGGUGCUACUGUGAGCAGUGUCAAAAAUAGACCCCCUUGGUGUCUACUUUUUUGUUUCAUGGUUUCAAUUUGUGAUUUGAUAAUUGCUUCUGUCCUCUGUAACACGUGCACAUCCAAUUUUACGUCUGUUUUUUCAAGUAGAAAACCCUGUUUGGGAAACAGGUUUUGUAAUAUUGCAGCAGCCGUUCUCUGUCUCAGCUGCAGGGAGCUCUCUUCAGCUCUUCCUACUGUAGUUUACAGCAAUGAUAAGAUGUAUGUGUGAGAAUGGUUUAGGAGGCCAACACUAGUAGGUCAUAUAUAUCUCAUGUAUGGGAAAAUGUUUGAACGCAACAUGUUGAUAAAUGCACUUUUAUGUCAUAAAAGAUACUGACGAAACUUUAAGUUGAUGAUGGGAGAGACUUGAAUGACUGCCUCUCAGAGCCUCCGGGGACGCUGGACUGUGGCUACAACCAGAAUGCACAAGGGCUGCUGCCGAAAGACUGUAACUGCUUUUGUGCAUUUUAAAAUGUUUAUGAUCUUUUCAUAAUUGCAACAAAUAAACCAAAUGUGUGAACUUAA